CAAGCCGAGCCACGUGAAAAGCCCAACACAGUCGUGUCUUGCGCGCGUCGGGAAAUCCGAGCGCACGCACGAUAUUCCGUCCGGCCGUUUACGUUCGCACGUAUAAAAGGGACGAUUAUAAUCGGCCGAGCGCGCAGAGUGUGCGGACGUAUAGAGCGCAUGAACGGCCGGCGGCCCGCGUCAAGACUUGUCGUGCACCAGUGUUGUAUAGUGCGCAGGUCUUAUAUUGCAAUCUGCUGUACAUCGCAAGUGCAGUGCUGUCAAUUAAGGUGCGAGCGAGGCUUUUGCUCGAUCGAAUAUAAGCGAAAAAAGAUUUUUAAAAAUGAGUGCGAUGACUCGGGCGACUGCCGGUGUGGUCGUGUUGCUGUUGCUGAUUCUUGACUGUGCGAGAUCGGCACCGUCGGCUCCCAAUAAACGUAGCUUCGUGGAGGACGAUGACUGGGCUGCUUUUAAACUGCGUUACAAAAAGAAUUACAACGGCGACGUAGAGGAGAAUUUCAGGCGAUCGGUUUUUCACGAAAAUCAGCGCAAGAUCGCGGAGCACAACCAGAAGCACGAUUUGGGCCUGUUCACUUACAAGGUCAGGAUAAACCAAUUCGGUGAUAUGAUGUUUGAAGAGUACAAGAACUACAUGCACGCGGCGAACAACACGAUCACGCAACUAAAGCGGAUACCCCGAGGCGACGAGUUCAUUAAGCCGAAAUCCGCCGAGAAUGUGCCGGAACACGUGGACUGGCGACAACGUGGCGCGGUGACACCUGUCCGAGACCAGGGUCUCACCUGCGGCUCUUGCUGGGCCUUCUCUGCGGCAGGCGCACUGGAAGCCCAGUACUUCAAGAAAACCGGCGUCCUCACAGCUUUAAGCGCCCAGAAUCUGAUCGACUGCACGAUGGAAUACGGGAAUCUCGGCUGUGGCGGUGGUAGCGCUGCCCUGUCCUUCCAAUUCGUCGUCGACCAGAAGGGCCUCGAGCCCGAAGCUAAUUACUCGUACGAGGGUCGAACCAAGGAGUGUCCCUACAAUACGAGUGACGACGAGGACGAAGAACUCGACGCGAGUUUCAUCUACGUCAACGGCGGGGAUGAGGCGACGCUCAAAGUAGCCGUUGCAACGGUUGGCCCUUUUUCCGCUGCGAUAGAUGGCUCGCACGAUACUUUUAGGUUUUACUCGGAAGGUGUCUACUACCAACCCGAGUGCAACGAAGACGACCUGGACCACGCCGUCUUGAUAGUCGGCUACGGCACGGACAAUCGCACGGAUCAGGACUUUUGGCUCGUGAAGAACAGCUGGGGCGAGACUUGGGGAGAAGGUGGUUACUUCAAGGUCGCCCGAAAUCGGCGCAACCACUGCGGCAUCGCUGCAGCAGCCGUCUAUCCCGUCAUCUGAGCUUCGACACUCUAAUCCUGCAUCACGACAUUCGCUCGUGCGAUGUGUGUAAAUGCGUCUGAAGUUCAGAGGUCGCGUCAGCCUGCGACGCAGUUGUGCUAUGCCGAUCGAUCGAUUCGGUGGUAACAAUGAUGCAUCGAGAGAACGACAAGUAUAUAUAGGCGAGAUUAAGAUGCGAACUCGUGCUCGAGCUUUUUUAUUGUUCUAAGCUGUAAUUGUGAGAUGAAUGUGAUUUGAGCGCGCGGAAAAGCGUGUUUCGAGCCGGUGUGCAUUGUGCAAUGGAGAUUAAUAUAAUAAUGUGUGUAAAAAUGUGUAGUAUUAAAUACCGAUUAAAUUUGUUAAUUAUUCACUCUAUAGCUGAUGAUACGUAUGGUAUUUUAAAUAGGUGGAUCGACACGGACGAUGCCUUUGCAAAUUUCUCGAUGAUUUCAAACGAUAGUCUGUAAGAAUUUCAACUAUACAUUCGGUAAUUUUCGAGUGUCGGUAAGUAAGGAAUACGAUCGAUACUUUAGGUCCCAUGCGAAAGUAUUUACAUUAAAUUCAAGUAUACCGACUACCAAUAAAUCGUCGCUAAUUACGAGGAGUAGCGCAGUUCAAAAGAAUCCAUUUAAUACUUUUAGGGCAUUCGGAUUAGAAUAAUUCUACGCGACGAAAUACGGCAUGAAAUACUAUAAUCAUCGUUGUAUCUCUAUGCAUUUUUAACGAUCUUACGAUUCUACUUGAAUUGUGUGUGCCAGAGCCUAUAACUGUUAAAUAAUUUCUAUUAUUAAAUCCGUAUACAUAGUUUUUUUAUCGUUAUGUAAAUAAUAUGUUGAUUAGCUAAAUAAUUAAGUUGAGUUCAAUGUAGAAUAUACUGUGAUUUAUGUGCUGUAUAGGUAAGCAAGUAUAUUUCUAACUAACUUUUAUAACUGUUAUAUAUUUGUAUCUGUAUUGUUAAUUAUUGUUAAGAUUCUGUUAACUGUCUAGUAAGUCUAUAGUAAGCUCAAUAAAUUCUGUAUAUUAUGUAUAA
This is a messenger RNA of Nasonia vitripennis (jewel wasp), 2393 nucleotides long. RefSeq names its product cathepsin L1. Lineage: Eukaryota; Metazoa; Arthropoda; Insecta; Hymenoptera; Pteromalidae. Gene Ontology annotation, biological process: immune response. Bases 323 to 1384 code for a protein of 353 amino acids. The transcript has 5 exons. Gene Ontology annotation, molecular function: cysteine-type endopeptidase activity. Gene Ontology annotation, cellular component: lysosome. The record is from RefSeq and is a predicted model, not a curated record.